ACUGUUGUGAAUGCAUUCACACCGACACCGUUUCUUAUUUAUUUCCCUCCCAUCAAAUAUUUAAUCACUGCACUAAUUCCCCAUUUGUCCCUCCAGAUUACACUCAUAAUUCCCUCCCCAUUUCACUGGCUCUGCUUAAAUUAUAAAAGGACCCUCUUCUGCACUUUAGUCUACACACACCCCUUUUCAUCCACUCCCUCCACAAAUCAUACUCUGCUCUUCUAGUCUCUCUGCAUCAUCUUCUCACAAACAAACACAAGCUUCUUCAUCAGAUAACUCACAUUUAUAAUAUUAUAAUGUGGGUGGAUUCAGCAUUUUUGCUGAGUUUGUGUGUGGCUCUGGUGGGCAUUGUUGGAGCAGAGGAUCCUUAUAGGUUCUUUAACUGGAAUGUCACUUAUGGUGAUAUCUACCCUCUCGGCGUUCGCCAACAGGGGAUCUUGAUUAAUGGACAGUUUCCUGGACCAGACAUUCAUUCAGUUACAAAUGAUAAUCUAAUUAUUAAUGUGUUUAACAGCUUAGACCAACCUUUUCUACUCUCCUGGUCUGGGAUUCAGCAGAGAAGAAAUUCAUUUGUGGAUGGAGUUUAUGGAACAACUUGCCCGAUCCCUCCUGGCAGAAACUACACGUACAUCCUACAAGUCAAGGAUCAGAUCGGAAGCUUUUACUACUUCCCUUCUCUUGCAUUCCACAAAGCAGCUGGCGGUUUUGGUGGCAUCCGAAUUCUCAGCCGUCCCAGAAUCCCUGUACCAUUCGACGAACCUGCAGGCGACUACACUGUCCUGAUUGGAGACUGGUACAAGGCCAAUCACACGGAUUUGAGGAAACACUUGGACGCUGGUAAGAAGUUACCCUUUCCUGAUGGCGUUCUUAUUAAUGGACGUGGACCUAAUGGACUCUCUUUUAACGUCGAACAAGGAAAAACAUACAGGCUGAGAAUAUGCAAUGUGGGGCUAGAACAUUCGCUCAAUUUUCGCAUUCAAGGUCACAAGAUGAAACUAGUUGAGGUGGAAGGAACACACACAUUGCAAACAUCCUACUCCUUUUUAGAUGUUCAUGUUGGCCAAUGUUACUCAGUGCUGGUCACCGCUGACCAACCAUCUCAAGACUACUACAUUGUUGCAUCGACUCGUUUUACCACUCAAAUCCUCACUGGCAUUGCUAUUCUCAAGUACAGCAACUCCGCUGGUCCAGUCUCAGGCCCACCCCCUGGUGGACCUACCAUCCAGGUUGAUUGGUCUUUAAACCAGGCCCGAUCUAUCAGGACUAAUCUUACAGCAAGUGGACCAAGACCUAACCCACAGGGUUCCUACCAUUAUGGUAUGAUACCCACUAGCAGAACUAUCAGACUGUCCAGUUCAGCUGGUCAAGUCGGUGGCAAGCAGAGAUAUGGAGUCAACAGUGUCUCUUUUGUGCCAGCUGACACUCCCUUGAAGCUCGCUGACUACUUCAACAUCCAAGGAGUUUUUCGAGUUAAUAGCAUCUCUCCCAACCCCACCGGUGGGGGCUUGUACCUUGACACUUCUGUUCUGGGCGCUGAUUUCAGAGCCUUUGUCGAAAUUGUGUUUGAAAAUACAGAAGAUAUCAUUCAGAGCUGGCACAUUGACGGAUAUUCUUUCUUUGUAGUGGGAAUGGAUGGAGGGCAAUGGAACUCAGGUAGCAGAAACAAUUACAAUCUCCGCGAUGCAAUUGCACGGACCACAGUUCAGGUGUACCCCAUGUCCUGGACUGCGAUUUACGUGGCUCUUGACAACGUGGGAAUGUGGAACGUCAGGUCGGAAUUUUGGGCACGACAAUACCUGGGACAACAAUUCUAUAUGCGAGUUUAUGCUGGUACCAACUCAAUAAGAGAUGAAUACCCCAUCCCCAAGAAUGCUCGCCUGUGUGGCAGGGCUGCCGGACGACACACUCGACCCCUUUAAGACUUCAUACCAAAAAUAAGAACCGUGCGUGCUACUAGGUGGAUUCAGUAUAGGGUUGAGAUUUGAGUUCUACUGAUAUUUUCUUAUUUGGUGCUCUAUAAGCACUAAUGCAAAAACUUGUAGAAUUUAACGACCUUAACUCAAGGUCACAUUCUUUUACUUUGUAAGAACAUAAUGUAUUUUUGUAAUUUCUAUUUUUAUACUGUAUUAAUAAAUUUAUUGGUUUUUAAA
Daucus carota subsp. sativus is the source of this 2150-nucleotide messenger RNA. RefSeq names its product L-ascorbate oxidase homolog. Bases 297 to 1919 code for a protein of 540 amino acids. The transcript is spliced from 8 exons. NCBI's taxonomy places the organism in Eukaryota, Viridiplantae, Streptophyta, Magnoliopsida, Apiales, Apiaceae. The record is from RefSeq and is a predicted model, not a curated record. Gene Ontology annotation, molecular function: oxidoreductase activity; copper ion binding.